CGUUGCAAACAACAAACCGAUUCGCUCGCUAGCUCGCCGGGAUCCGUGUAGUUUCCAGUACACCUAUUUCAAGUGUUCGUGUCGCACGUAAUUAAAAUAACUCGAAACGUAUCCAAAAUGGUUAAGUUUGUGAUCGCAUCGGCCGUUUUGUGCUGCGCGCUGGGUUUCGCCGUCGCCAGCUCCUGCACCAACCCGGAGGUGAAAACUAACUUCUACUCCACCACGGAUGCCACGAUUGUUAGCCAGAUUGGGUUUGUAACGGAGUUCACGCUGAAGUGCUCCAACGCGGGAGCUGAAAAACUGCCCCUGUUCGCUGAGGUGCUUGGCAAGCUGGCUCCGGUUGUGCGCAUCGGUGAAAACAAGUACCAGGUCAGCUGGAACGAAGAAAUCAAGAAGGCUAGCAGCGGCUCGUACGCGGUCCGUCUUUUCGAUGAGGAAUCUUACGCUGCCGUGCGCAAGGCACAGCGUGCCGGUGAGGACGUCCAAUCGGUGAAGCCGCUGACGACCGUCACCGUCAACUUCCCCGGCGCUUACAAGGGACCGUGGGUGAACUCGGAAAUCCUGGCUACCGGUUUGGUCGGAUUCGUCGCCUACGUUGCGUUUACGACGCGGUCAAAGCUGAUGGCUUAAGCUACGUAAUGCACACCCGUUUGUACGCAUUAAGCUUUCCGUUGUCCCGAGUAAUCGGUGCUUCCGCAUAAGAGUGUGUGUUUGUUAGUGUACCUUUCUCCAUCGCGGAUCAUCAAAUUCAUCGCAUUUUUCAUCCGCACAAGAAGAAAAAACGUUCCUCAUUUGCUCGGAUGCAAGCAGCGUGUGUUGUGCACAUGUUGUAUAUGUAAGGAGUGUGCCGGAACUAAUAACAAAACGCCUGGAAAUUCUGGAUAGAGUACCUCACCGGAGCGGGAGGGAUGAAGGCACACUCACAUUUGCUUUCAAUUUUCCAGAGACUGAUAACACCUCUACCAGAUUACCUAUGGUGAAUAAAUCCGUUUGAAAGUAGAUCAUCGCUACCGAAGAACAUCUGCUGUAGAGAAA
This is a messenger RNA of Anopheles coluzzii, 1035 nucleotides long. It is a transcript of the gene Tapdelta, whose product is annotated as translocon-associated protein subunit delta. The transcript is spliced from 2 exons. Lineage: Eukaryota; Metazoa; Arthropoda; Insecta; Diptera; Culicidae. The record is from RefSeq and is a predicted model, not a curated record. Gene Ontology annotation, cellular component: membrane; endoplasmic reticulum; endomembrane system. The coding region runs from base 118 to 630 and encodes 170 amino acids.